UUAAUCGCUGCCGCACGGGUUGACGUCAUUAUGGAACCCUGGCCCGGCUAGCUGUCAUAUGCGUAACAGGGAAGGCAUGACAUGGAGCUAAAUUUUCCCAUCUGCAGUUAUAUAUGCGGCCUGGCUUGUUAAAUCGAUCUAAGGAAUUGUCAGUUAUAUGUACCAAGUUAGAGGCCUUUCCGUUUCGACUUCUCGAAAAAGCAGUAGCUCGCUAACCCGAUAGCUACCUUCUAACUUAAGGUGAAGAUAACCACUUGCAUACUGAAAGCAUGGCGUUAAUCCUGUUUACAAGAUCUCGGGCACCUUUAAUGAAAACGUCUCGAUCCCUAAAGAAUGAAUUCAGGAAAGGCAAAGGGAAAUUACAGGAGGGUUCCUAUUUCAGCUGCACAGCCUUCACACUUUCCAGUCAAAAACCUGAUGGGCUCCGACUCGGCAGCUUGGCUCAGGUCUCUUCGUUCGGUCCUUCCUUGCCCGUGUCAGAUGAAUUUGUGGGUCCCUGUCAGAGCUCAGACACACAGCGGCUCUACUGCGCUUUUGCGUCGGGGGCUUCCUCUUCACUGUACCCUGCGGUCGGAGCGGGGCCCCAAUGGACGAUAGCACGACCGCGAGACAUCGCUGGUGUCAGGUGGAUACAUACCACGAGGAGGAGAUGGGAUGACUCCAAGGUGGAGAAGUCGCUGCGUUCGUUAAAGGAUAAGAAGAAGCUGGAGGAAGGAGGGCCGGUGUACAGCCCGACACUGGACGCAGAGCCUGUCCGAAGGACGCUCCGACAGCGGGUUGUAGAUGAAAUCAAGCACUACUACCAUGGCUUCAGGCUGCUUUGGAUCGAUACCACCAUUGCUGGGCGGAUGUUCUGGAGGGUGCUGAACGGACAUCCCCUGUCUCGCCGUGAGAGGAGACAGUUUCUCAGAACAUGUGCUGAUGUCUUCAGACUUCUUCCCUUCCUGGUGUUUAUCAUCGUUCCCUUCAUGGAGUUCCUGCUUCCUGUAGCUCUGAAACUCUUCCCCAACAUGCUGCCGUCCACCUUUGAGACACAGACAAAGAAGGAGGAGAGGUUGAAAAAGGAGCUGAGGGUCAAACUGGAGAUGGCCAAGUUCUUGCAGGACACCAUUGAGGAGAUCGCUCUGAGGAAUAAGGCAGCAAAAGGCGACGUGACGGAGGAAUUCUCCACCUUCUUCCAAAAGAUCCGGGACUCUGGGGAGCGUCCCAGUAAUGAGCAGAUCAUAAAGUUCUCCAAACUGUUUGAGGACGAGCUGACGCUGGACAACCUGACUCGACCUCAGCUCGUGGCGCUCUGUCGUCUCCUGGAGCUCCAGUCAAUUGGGACCAACAACUUCCUCCGCUUCCAGCUCAUCAUGAAGCUGAGGGCCAUCCGCGCAGACGACAAGCUGAUAGCAGAGGAGGGGGUGGAAAGCCUGAAUGUGAACGAAGUGCAGGCAGCGUGUCGUGUCAGAGGGAUGAGAUCUCUGGGAGUCACAGAAGAACGACUAAGAGAACAACUCGGCCAGUGGUUGGAGCUGCAUCUCAACCAGCAGAUCCCCACCUCUCUGCUGCUUUUGUCUCGAGCCAUGUACCUCCCAGAUACCCUGUCUCCUGCAGACCAGCUGAAAACCACGCUGCAAACACUUCCUGAAAUGGUGACCAAAGAGGCCCAGUUAAUGGCGGCGGAGUUGGAGCUCUCCAAAGUGGAUAACAAGACCAAACUGGAGACCAUGCUUCAGGAGGAGGCAGCCAUACGGCAGGACAACAAGGACCGAGAGAUGGAGAGGCUGGCUGAUGCUGCAGAGAAGGCUGCCAGGGAGGGUGAACCAGAGCUUCAAGCAGAGAGGAUGAAGCGCAGUGAGGCCGAGCCAGCUUCAUCUAAAGCCGAAAAGGCAGCCGAUUCAGAGACACUGAAGGACACCGCACCCAUUAUAGAGGGACUCAAGUUUGAGCAGUGGCAGAGGUUUCUGCGUUUCCAGGCAGAGGAGAUCACCAAGGAAGAGAUUGACCUGCUGAGUGAUGCCUGCUCAAAGCUGAAGGAGCAGAAGAAACUGCUGACUCUGGAGAAAGAGGAGCUGGAAGAGCUGAAGGAUGAUGUCCAGGAGUACAAUGAGGAUCUGGAGGAGAUAAAAAAGGAGCUCUCCAAGACUGGUCAGGAGAAGGCCAUAGAGGAGUCAAAGGCCAGCCAGCGGCUUUCUAAGAGGGUGAACCGUAUGAUCGGUCGCAUUGACAAGAUCAUCCUGGAGCUGGAGAAGGACAAGGUCAUCCUGGAUGGACAGAUGGACAGUGGAUCCACCCCACCUGUUGGAUUAUUCUUUGCUAAAUAUAGCGGUGCCAAGAGUCUGUUCUAUACCUUUAGGGAGAACCUGGUCAGCAUCGACGAGCUCAUCAACAUCAUGCGACAGAUCCAGAACAUUCCCGAGCACAAGCUGCAGAGCAUCGCCGAGGCUCUCGACGACAACAAGGACGGGAAGAUUGACAUCGACGACGUCAUCAAAGUAGUGGAACUGAUCGACAAGGAGGACAUCGACAUCUCCACCUCACAGGUGGCCGACAUCAUGGUGAUGCUUCAGAAAGAGGAGAAGCUGAUGGGGAAGGAAAAGGCCAAAGAGAAGGCAGAGAAGGAACAGGCACUCAAAAGUUAACUCAUUUUGCUUCAGAGACACGAGUGUUUGUAAAAAAUGAGCACUCUCCAUUGUGACUGGUAUCUGGUCAUAGAGGACUCUGGACACCAGGUUGAUCUGGAGAGGUCAAGAACCGCAAGGUAACAGCUGCCUUCUUCUGAAAAUGUCAUUCUGCUAUAAAUUGAGCUCCUAAAAAUAAAAAAUAAGAAAUCUUCAGAGAAGGCUCGUUGCCUUUUAAAAUGUACAAAUUCAACAAGAAACUAAAUUUCUGUCAUGUUAAAAAAUUAAGUAAGAUGUGUGGUAGUUUUACUUCAGUAUUUAUCAGUGCAGGGAGCACAGUGACAUGGAAUUGAAAGCUAAUCGGAAAAAUGGUUUGGGAAAUGUGUUAUCAGACGUGUUAUUUAAAGUUGUAGGUGAACCGUCUUGCCUUUCAGUUCGUUCAUGUCAUCAUCUCGGAGAAAUGAGCGAUCAUUUCCGAACUUUGCACAGUCAACAUUGUCAUUUCUGUCAUUCCGCUCACUUUAUUUCCUCUUAUAUUUUAUUUAUCCACCUCAUACCUGUUUGUAAAGUUUUUUUAAGUUGUACUUGGGCAGGUAGCUUAUCGCUGGCUAUAACGGUGGCUGCAACCAAAGAUGUUAUUGGUAUUGGAAACAACAUAAAAAUACUCAAAACAUGUUGAAAUUACAGGUUUAAAACAAUCCAUUUUAAAAAGGGGCUUCUAGCGAUUAUAUGCUAAAAACUAUUUAGGUUUUUCUUAGAUAGGACAUCAAACUUUUUCCAUAAAAACCAAAACUAUAGUACUGCAAUUUCUUUACAUUUUGCACUCACAAAUGGGGAAAAAGUACAUUUAGUGCAGCUCUUCAUAGAUCUUCACUCGUAGCUCUUUAUUUAAUGCCAAAGUUGCACUGAGAUGCAUUAAUAGCACAUUCGAGGUACUCCUAAAGUCAUCAGACAAAACAGCAAAGAUGGAUUUAAACUGUGUAGGAUCAGUGUUGGGACAGAAGCCACCAAUUAAAUGCGUCUGAUGCUGCUGUGACAAGUCAGUCGGGCUGUCCCCGAAUGGUCCUUCGUUGGGUUCGUGUUCGCCCUUCAGUUUGGAUAUUGAGAUGUUGUUGUUGUAGCGUUUUAGCAGCUAUGAUGUUUUGCUUGUUCGCUCUCUCAGAGCAGCCUUUGUUAUCCGUCGCUAAGGCUUUAAAUGUUCCUUGUUGAUUUCUACCGAAGCACACAAACCCAACAAACGAUACUGGGGACGGCAAAGUUUAGGAAAGUAAGAGAUUCAUUUUGCAGUGAUUAGUCUGGAAAUCGUCCGCUCAGGCGAUAGAUGAGUUCAUGAGUUGUGUCGUAGUUGUCAUCGUUUAAAUGCAAAGUGGCCUUCUUAUCACACAAAUUUUAUGGUUCUUAUAACACUGCAUAUUUAUUUCUGAGGAUUUUUAAGAAUUUAACGGAGUUGUGACGUUUUCGAUUUGCAUAAUAAUUUAAUUCUGAACAAGUUUGGAUGAAUUUUAAAUUUUAGUCCUGUCUUUUUUUUCCUUUUUUGUUCUUUGCACUGUAGCCAUGAAUGUACGUAGUAUGUAAACAAGAUUCCUCAGGGCUGUGUGAUGAUUUUAGAUGAUUAAAUAUGUCCUGCUACCUAUCCACAUAUCCCAUUCUGUGUUCACACUGCAUCAGCUUUUCAAUGAAAUUUGAAACGAUGCUAACUGCACAUUUCGAUCAGGGGUGCAGUUAAUUAUUAUUUUGCUCAUUGGUGCUUCCUAAAAACUUAAAAUAGAGUGAGGAAAAUGCCCCCUAGAAGACUCCAACCUCAUGUUUCCAGUUCGCUAAUCCCUCUAAUAAAACGGGUGCCGCGUGAACCCACCGUAACGCCUCCAGCCGCCUCUGUCUGAUGAGCUGACCUAGUUUACGGUCUUUGCCACCGCUCUGGUGUUCCUCCUGCAUAAUCAGAGAAGAACUCGGGUGUAAACGAGGGUGACGGAGUGGUACUUAAGAUAAUGCUGAGUGGACAACGCUUCAUUUAAUCCAUUCCCAGAAUCCGCCGUCCUACACGUGGAAGUUUAAGAGCUUGUUCAUCUUCCAUCGGGCAUCGUCCCAGCUCGCAUCCAGUGCUGCCUGGCGGAGCAAAGGCUCUGCUUCGCCUGGGACCAGUCAGGCUGAUGGGUGCGGGGUAAACACUCGUCCCAUACAUGGGCCAAAGCCAGCUCCACUGGAGGGUUGUGUUUAGGUUAGAGACGCUCCGGCGGGACAUGGCACGCCGUGCGCUGCAUAAAUCCGCAGCCAGUGUAAACACUUUAAAAGAACGUUGUGACAACGUCUCGUUUACACUCGGCAGGAGAGCGUGGUGUUUGUGUCACCCCUCCCGCCUGACAAGGUUGAACUCUGAGGAGCACUUUGUAUAUCAGCACGACUGGCCCUGUUUGGGACAGAGGGUCAAAGGUCAGAGAACGGGAAAGAGACGAAUACCAGAGUCUAAGACUGAUGGAGAUCAAUACACAGGGUUCCUGUGCAGGUCCAGAAAGGGUUGAAAUCGACAGGGACCUUUAAUGCGUUGCAGUCAUUGCUGAAAUGCAGAUUGAUGUCAGUAAUGUGCAGUUGCACAGAGCGCUCCUGAGAGCUUAUUUUUUACCUUUAACAUGAUUUUUGCCAUGUUUUACUAAAUGCACGGAGCUUCAGUUUAGCUAAAGAGACCCGACUAGUCAACAAGCAGAUAAUCAGCCACUUUUCCCUUUCUUUUGAUGUGCAAACAGCUAAAAAAAACUGGUUCCACCUUCACCAGUUGGAAGAUUUGAUCAUAUUCUUUAUACUCAAUUGGAGCAAACUGGAUAUCUACCAGUCUAGCCAACUCUAAAAUUCCAAGAUGAUGGAAAAGGGUGAAAAAAAUAUGUUUUUUUUUUUUUAACUUCCAAAACAUCUCAAAACCUACAUAUUACCACAAAAUGAUUGCAAUAUAUGAAAACUGGUCAAAACUUCAAAUAAAUUCAAGAAAACUCAAACUUCCCUCAAACUAACACUUCCCCAAAUGAUUGUAUGUCCUUGUCUGUGGCUGCUGUGCUGUUUAAACUGCAGUCUUGGAGAAAGAAGGAGGUGUAGAGAUACAGUUGGCAGCGAAAGCAGUUUGACUCGAGGCUUGUGUCAGCAAAUUUUCAUUGCCAACCAGGCCGAGGCUCAUUUCUUACCUUUUAUUCCUUCAUUUAGUUCCCUCAUGAUAUUUUAGAAGAAAGUGACUCAGGAGAAAUAAAAAGGUGAGCUGAUUUUUAGCACACUGUCACUAACGUUGACUGUUCUCUGCACAGUAUUGCCACAGUGUAAAUGCACUAUUCGGGGUUUUUUUAAGCAGUUGGUAUGUGUUGACUGGCCGUCUCUGUGUGAAUGUCUACAAUACAAACCGUCCUCUCAGACUCCUGCUCAGUUGUGGGUGUUGGGUUUAGAAGAACAAACGCUUAAAGGAUAAUUUUUUUCUUUUCUCCCAUUUUGAGGUGGAACAAGUGGCUUCAGCUUGUUAGCAGUACGCUGUAAAUCUUUAAUUUAAAGUCAUCGUGCUGAUGAACUGGGAAGCCGACCUUAAACCUUAAUGACUGAACGCUUGCUCUUUAGCCUAAGCCGAUUCCACCAGUUUAGUUUUUCUUGUCAAUUUCUGACAAAAAUCUACAUAUUUUGUGCUAUCAGGUAGAGUAGCUAAAAAGCAUUGUGGACUUGGCUUCUUUUGUUGAUAUAAUCGUAUUACUCUUCCUGUUUGGGGUUUGAUGAGCUUGUAGUAAGUAAUAAAGCUAAACUCGCAUAUGAGUUUUAAUUUGUAUCAAUCAUGAAUUUAUUUAAGUUUUUUGGGUGGAAAAAAAUCGCACUGAUGAUGUCGAGGGUUAAAAGUUGUUCUAAAGCUGUGUUCAAGAAGAAGGCAAAGUGCCUCCCCUUUUAAGAUCAAACUUUAUUGAUAAUUUAUUGAUAUUGAUAUUGCUUUGGGAUCGUUUGUGUCCGAAACGGCAAUCUUUCAGCACAGACUCUAAUUGAGGAUGCCAAGGCAAAUUCACAGCUUUGUCGCCUCCAAAAUGCACUUUGGCUUCUUUCUGAACACACAGACACACAAAAAAACCGAGUCCAAAAUUCAUCUUCGAUGUGUUUUAAAGCAUCAGAAAGGCCACAAUCUGCUUACACGAUAUUAAACCUCAGAGAGGGAAAAAAACAAAACCCAAAGAACUUUAUGAAAUCUAGUUGUAAAAAAGAAAACCAAAUAAAAAAGACAGAAAUCAGAGACGUUGCAGUAAAAUUGCAGUGUAAAAUCUUACCUGGUGACACGGUGUUUUUGAUAUGUUAAAGAUAAUCCACGUAUAGCCUGCUGCAGUUUGCUUGAAAACAUUUCUGUUAUUUAUUUAUUGAAUCAAAGUUUCCUUUUUUUUCACGACUGGGUAUUUGAUUUUAGUUGAAUUUCAAAUGUAUGACAACACUUUGUAACUGAGAUCUUGUGUUUAUGUAAAGAAAACAUUAUUUGCAGAACGAAUCACAAGUUUUGAAUAAAUUAUGAUUUCUCAUUUUUGUUUGAUUUCUUUAUUGUUUCGUUUUACAUCUCAUUAUCUUUUCCAAGUCAUCCACACCAACAUGUUAGCCAUUGUGUGUCAUCUGUAAAGCUCGGUGAAGCCUUUUUUUGUUAUUUCUCACCCCAAACCAUCAUGUUAUAUACAUUUAUUUUAAAGGGAUUUUAGACUGAGCCACAUGUUCUCAUGUGAAAUCUUAUUUUUACUUGCAAGAUCUGAAAUAUAACCUUGAGUUCUGUAUCAUUUAAUGCUAAGCUAUGCACUUAUACUGUUAGCUUUUAUCUUUGCUGUCAGCCCCAUUUUAUUCAGAGCGUGAUGGUGAAAUCCCAACACUGCAACCCGAGCUACAUUAUCAUAACGAGCCAGUUAAAGAAAAUAUGUCCAGUGAGUUACGUCAGAGGUCGCACAUGUCCGUCCUGUGACCGUGGCUUAUGCAGUAUGGCCUACAGAGAAACACAAAUCUGGACAUUGUGUGUAUUUUUGUACAGACUUUCUGGGAGUGGGUUGCUCUCUAUCUUUUGGAUGCUUUCAGCAUUGGUUUCAUUCCCCAGGCUGUGAUCUCUGAUAUUAUAAAUGACUAAAGCCCAGGGCAAAUGUGUGGUAAUUUGCUGUGAAUUUCCCAUUACAACCUGCAUGCCGAAGUGUUAGGGAAACACCCUGGAUUUGGUGUCACCUCUGUGGUGACAGGCUGUUUAGUGCUGAGACACUUCCUGACCUCGCUGUGAGCUCGUCCAGGCGCUGUGACAGAUUUCAGAUUGGCUUUAUUUAACUGUGCACUUUAGAAAAAGGUUUGAGAAGCGGGAUGAGCGGUAUCCAAUGAGAGGGCAACAGGAUAAUUGUGGCAGGGAAGAAGGGAGGCACUUGACACACAUAGAGUCAGUACAGUUCACCAUGUUCCACAGGAGCAAUAAGGCCGUUCUAAUCCCCUACCUUAUUAAAGCUUUCUUGUUUGCAUUCAAUUUAGAAAAGAAGAAAACCGACUUUAAGUUGAGUACUUGAGUGCAUGGUGAGACUUUAUAGAUAGCAGCUGAUGUAACAGCGCUACAACUGUUACUUUACAGACUGGCAGCUCUAUAGACGGUUUAUAAGCAUAAAUUGUAUUAAAAUACUAUAAAUGUGUAAGUAUAAAAACUCUAAUGCUGCUGUAUUUAACAUUUUAACAAACUUUUAACAAAAUCAGGUCUAUGGCAAAAAUGCUUUUAAAAAUAAAUCUAGUCAGACUUUAUAAUAAUACCGGAGAAUGAAACACAUUUCGACUUUUACAUUUAGGUAUCGUGAUCAGAUGGCCACUUUAAAUAGUCACCCUAUUUUGGUGAAAGGCUUAAAUGAAAUAAGAAAAGUAACAUUUCAAAUCUUAUAUCAACUCUCUUUGACCUUGGAUUUGACCUUCCUAAUAGCAGGGACAUGUUGAAAUACUGCGACUCAUGCAGCCUGCACCGGUGAAAUGCGUAGAGUAUAACCUUUGCCUUUCCUCUCCGCUGUUAAAUAAUUAAAGACGUUUGGUUGUGGAGACGUGUAUAGACAGACGUGUAGCUGAGUGAUGAAACCGGCACGUCUACAUGUCAUUUAAUGUUUCCUAUUAAGUCUUACCUAUACAGAGCUUUUUCUGAUUAUUUUUAACUGUUAGAUAACAAAGAAUGGAGACAUUUAAGACAUAAGGUUAUGAGUAUGUAUGAAUAAAACUCAUCUAAACAAUGCAGUGAAGCGUAAAAUGUUUUAAAACGAACGGAAAUAUCACGCAAACAGUAACCAAUCAGCGACUUUAAUUGUCAUAUGUGGAUUCGGACCUUUUAUCUCUGAAACAGGCAACUUGUGAACAGCUGAUUAAUGGCUGUAGUGGUUUCUGUGGCCCGUUGCGAGCCACGUGAACAAUGAGAUGCCGACUCUGCUGUUUAUCUUUUUUUUCUCAACCUUUUUAGCUGUUUUCAAAAAUAACGGUACAUUACUGUAGAAAAUGUGUUUCUGAUGGCGCGGUGUGACAAAAGUCCGUCCAUCUCAUCUAACACCACACUGUGUAGUCUAGGCUCCUUGUUUGACAGAAACAUUUUCUACUUCAUGCAGGAGGAGAGGAUUUCUAAGCCGAACAUGACUCCUCUAAUUUGCUGCCCGGUUGCGAUCCGGGUUGUGUCACAGACAAAAUACGAGACAGUGCUCCACUUUAAAUUAGUCGCAGAAAAAUCCUCCAGCUGUGAGGAAGAAGCUUUCAGGCACAGUCCAACAGUGACACGUAUUUUUUCGUGUCACUGUUUUGUUCAAAAGAAUUUUGCAAUAGCAUGUGUCUGAAUAUUUGAUGUAAAACUGGGAAUACUCGGGGCCCUAUGCAUCCAGUCCGGCUGCUUUAUUCACAUUCACAUUGUUCCUCGGUGUAUGACAUGCUUUCGUGCAAGCUUUAAAAUGCUGAAAAUGAAACUCGGUCAUGUGAAAUGUGUGUGGCCCAAUGUAAACACCUGCUAUCGGAGCACUAAAACCAGAAGAGCUGAACUUGCUGAAAGCAACAGACACCCUGUAACAGUCAAGUUAAAUGUUUUCCCUCUUUGUUCCUGCGCUCCGCUUCCAUCCUUCAUCACAUCCCCGCGGAGAACAAAAGAUAUUUACACCUCAGUCGGUUCAGCAGGUAGAUGUCAGGAUUUUGUCUGGGCUGCCUGUCACGAAAAGGGGAAGCGCAUCUCUAAACCAGCUCACGGCGACGGCGUUUCGGGCCUGCAGCCAGUAGCUGAAGAAAUCGCAUUGAUCUCGGGAAGCGCGAGGUGUCUGCUUCAGGGAGUUUUUGUUUAUGGAGGAACAAUAUUCUAAUGAGGAGGUGUUGAUUACAGAGGCGCCUGGGAGGUUUUGAGAGGCUUCAGCAACGCAAAGAUGAUGAUGCUGACAGUUCUGUGCAUGCAGUUUGUAAUCGGGUUCAUGGAGACAAAGACAAGACUAAAUGCUACCGUGCAAUGCUGAAACCGCCUGUUGCCCUCGGGAUUGUUGAGCGUUGGCUGUAACACAGUACGGCCUUUUUUAAUUUCAGUGGGAAUGAGAUCCAAUGUGAGGGUUGUAAAAUGAACAAGUUUGGAAAAUGCAUCUUUGGAAUUCAGGGUGAAAGGCUAAUGAGUAUAAACUACCUAUUUUAGAUGUCUGGGUCACUCUUGCUGGGAGUGAAUAUCAGAGCUGUACAAUGUUUGUAUAUGCUUUGCAAAUAGACUAUUUAGUUUUUAUUUCAUGUAUAGAGUUAAAUAAUGUAUAUAUAGAUAUAUAUAAGUUAUUAAUCCCAGAACGCUUGAUUUUAUCCCCCUCACAAACAUUACUUCCAGGAUGUUAUUUAAGAUGAUCCACCUUUCCAUCUGUUAGAGGGAUUUGGGUGGUUGCCAGUUUGGUACCUGCUGCCGAAGGCUGCAAAAUUAAACGCAGAAGCAGAUCUCAAAUGCUACGAUCAGCUGUAUGAAAAUAACAGACUUGAGAGUUUCCAUGAAGUGUGCACUUAAAACAGUUGAUGGCUCAUUUUGAGGUCUUAACUGCAGUAUGAGCUGUGUUCUUUAACACAUGGUUUAAAUGUAAAUAUGUCACGUGGCAGCAGCUGAUCCCUGACUGCCGUACCUGAGCGCGGUUUGUAAAUGCAGCUUUGUGAGGAAUCCUCCUGUUGUGUUGGAUCUGCUGCUGAAAAACUGUCAUCCUGUAUACUUCACGCUCUCCUCACAGCUCCCGCAGCGAGCUGUGAGAUUUUCUCAAAUAUGUGAUCUGACUGGGCCAGUCUGACUCUGGGGAGGGAAAAAAACAUUCAGCCGGGAAUGUGUGGCACGCUUCGGCCCUUCAUGUACUCUUAAAACAAGAGAAAGAGGAAGUGACUUGUUUAUGACACGCAGAUGAUGUCUUUUCGUCUCUUCACAGGUGCUUCAUGCUGCUGUACUGUAACAUUUUUAUUUAUUUCUUUUUAAGCUUUGGGUCUCCCACAGCAGAGGCUUAGUUCAUUAAUGACCGUGUGUAAAAAUCAGUGCCUGGGGAUCACUGCAGCUCAGCUUUCACACAUGUCCUUGUUUUUUGUGUCUUGUUAUGGUUACAGUGCUUAAAAUGAAGCCGUUAUUUGGAGCUUCUAUUGUUGUAAACACAUUAAUCAAUAACAUCUUGUUUACAAAGGGGAUUGUGGCUGCUGUGAACUUUUAUGAUUAUCUCUCAUUUCCUAGAGAACAGAAAUUAUGGGGGUUUUUGGGUCUUUUUUUAGUCCUGAGGGCAUAUGAAAAAAAUAUUCAUCACCAUGUGCAGUUGUUCAUCAUUCUAUUCGUAAAGCCGGAACGUAAACUUUAAAGUUUAUGAGGGAGUGCAGUUUAAAAAAUGCGGGUUCAAUUAAAAAAUUAUGAUAUCUUGAAUCAAUUAAGGCAAUAAGACACAAAGAUUAGAACUGGGACACCAGAAACAAAGAAAAUAAGCUGAGGCCACUUUACUUGUAUAGCACGUUUUACACACAAAAGCAAAGUUAUUCAUGUAAAGGAAAAAAAUAAUAAAGGGGGGGGGGCACUAUUCUAGAAAUCACAAUUAGUAAACAUAAAAAAGCCACAGUUUUACGUCUGAUUACUUCUCAUCUGUUCUUGAGUUGACUGGCCUAUUGGACCUUUUCUAAGUGGUGGAGUUUAAUCUUGCAUUGCACUGUUUACAUAUGUAUCUCCUGGAAAACUGCAUUUAUUAAAACAAUCAAACAAU
Haplochromis burtoni (Burton's mouthbrooder) is the source of this 11797-nucleotide messenger RNA. It is a transcript of the gene letm1, whose product is annotated as leucine zipper-EF-hand containing transmembrane protein 1. Lineage: Eukaryota; Metazoa; Chordata; Actinopteri; Cichliformes; Cichlidae. Gene Ontology annotation, molecular function: calcium ion binding; ribosome binding. The record is from RefSeq and is a predicted model, not a curated record. Gene Ontology annotation, biological process: intracellular monoatomic cation homeostasis. Gene Ontology annotation, cellular component: mitochondrial inner membrane.